Camellia sinensis is the source of this 1168-nucleotide messenger RNA. The record is from RefSeq and is a predicted model, not a curated record. Lineage: Eukaryota; Viridiplantae; Streptophyta; Magnoliopsida; Ericales; Theaceae.
AGUUUGCGUACAAGUGUGAGUGAGCUGAUGAUGUGUGUGUGUCUCUCUCUCUCUCCCUCUAUAUAUAUAAACUCUUUUUUGGAAGGGCUUGGGAACUCAUCAAAAUUGGGAUAUAAUCUCACAGAGAUGAUGAGGACUCUGCACUUUGAUAAGAAGACUUUAAAGAAAGGAGCUUGGAGCCGUGAAGAAGAUCAGAAGUUGAUUAAUUACAUCAACAAAUAUCGCAUUUGGAUCUGGAGUGAGAUGCCAAAAGCUGCAGGUUUGUUAAGGUCUGGGAAAAGUUGUAGACUUCGAUGGGUGAAUUAUCUAAAGCCAGGUAUCAGGCGUGGAAACUUUACAAGAGAAGAAGAAGAAACCAUACUCAAUAUGCAUGAAAUGCUUGGAAAUAAAUGGUCUGCAAUCGCUGCAGCACUGCCAGGAAGAACCGACAACGAAAUAAAAAAUUACUGGCACUCCCGCUUGAAGAAACGCUUACGCAAACCACGGACCCAAUCACAAGCAUCCAGCAGCACUGAAGUGUCAGAGUGGCCGAGGAACGUCCCAGACUCAGCGCAGCCGCCUUUUAGCGUGUGCUUAUCACCGAAUACUGGUCCUGCUGUUUGGAUUAAUGAAAAUCAGAACAUAGAGGCAAAUCUUGGGUCAAAAUUAGAAACAUUUGAUGGACUCUUAAGUUCAUGCGAAAAUCAGAAUAUGGAGGAAAACUUGUACUUGGAAAAUCUCCAAGAAAUGUUUGAGAAUCCUGGAUUUGCUCUCCCACAGAGUGAGCUGUGGUUCUCAGAGCCAACAAGUCCAUAUGGUUUCUACCAUGAUCCUUGGUUCAACUUCAACCUCUCAGUGCAAUCAGAUAUGGCUGGAGUGAAAGAGCCUAAUGUCCAUUUUUAAGUGAUACCAUAGUUUUUGUGCUCCUUAGAUUUUCGUAAUUAAACUGUGUCUGUGUCAUUCUAGUGUUACAGUCAGUCUUUUGAGUAUUAGGACCGUGUGUGAGGCCGUCCGUGCUGUGUUUCAUCUUGUACGCAGUUAGUCUUAAAGCCUAGAUAAAUAUGAGGAUUGUGUGUGGCAGUAUGUGUCGUGUCUAGCGUUUCAUCUUUCACAUAGUCUUAAGUCUAGAUAAAUAAAAGCAUUGUAUGCAAAGAAGCCUGUGUUGUGUCUAGCGUUUCAUCCUUCACAU